UUAUGUCGUUGACAAAAGAUGGAACCAGAACCGAUACUAUGGUAAUAUUUGUAAUGAACAUAACCUUUUUUUUGCAAUGUAUCAAUAACAAGACUAAAGUAUAUUAUAUUUAAUUCAAAUAAGACUUACAUCCACGAAAAUGGAUGUACAAAGGCAUUCUGUACAUACUCUUGUAUUUCGAUCAUUAAAGAGAACACAUGACAUGUUUUUAUUAAAUCAAGGUAAUUUACCACCUGUGGAUCCUAGCUUGCAAAAAAUGAAAAAAUUUGUAAAAGCGAAAGAUUCUUAUGGUCCUGUGUUAGAACGUGUUAAAACUAACAAUAUAAUGAAAGCUCAAAAUGACAAUGAAAAUGCAGAUCCUCCUCCACCAGGCGAUGAAUCUUUUGGAGGAAAUAAUACUGGUGCAGUUGUACCUUACAAUCCUGUACAAAACAAUAAUAUGGUAGUAACACCACAAGUAAAUUCAGGAGGAAGUUCAGUUAACAUGUCAUUACUCAUACCACAAAAAAAGACACCUUCUAUGGCAAAACCUAAGUGGCAUGCACCAUGGAAGUUAUACAGAGUUAUUAGUGGCCAUCUUGGUUGGGUAAGAUGUUGUGCUGUUGAACCAGGAAAUGAAUGGUUUGCAACAGGAUCAGCAGACAGAGUAAUUAAAAUAUGGGAUCUUGCAAGUGGUAAAUUGAAAGUUUCUUUGACUGGUCACAUAAGUAGUGUUCGUGGACUUGCAUUUUCUCAAAGACAUCCAUAUCUAUUUUCUUGUGGAGAAGAUCGCCAAGUAAAGUGCUGGGAUCUUGAGUAUAAUAAGGUUAUAAGACAUUAUCAUGGUCAUUUAUCAGCUGUAUAUUCCAUGGCAUUACAUCCUAGCAUUGAUGUAUUAGUAACUGCAGGUAGAGAUUCUACUGCAAGAGUAUGGGAUAUGCGUACCAAAGCAAAUGUACAUACUCUUGUUGGUCACACCAAUACAGUUGCUAGUGUAAUUUGUCAAACAGUUGAACCACAGAUUGUCACUGGAAGCCAUGACUGUACCAUAAGAUUAUGGGAUUUAGCUUUUGGAAAAUCUAGAGCUACUUUAACAAAUCACAAAAAAAGUAUAAGAGCUGUGACUUUUCAUCCAUCGCUAUAUAUGUUUGCAUCAGCAUCUCCAGAUAACAUUAAACAAUGGAAAUGUCCAGAAGGAAAAUUUAUUCAGAACUUAUCAGGUCAUAAUGCAAUAGUUAAUUGUUUAGCUGUUAAUGCUGAUGGCGUAUUAGUUUCUGGAGCAGAUAAUGGUACUAUGCACCUUUGGGACUGGAGAACAGGGUAUAAUUUUCAACGUUUACAAGCACCCGUUCAACCGGGUUCAAUGGACAGUGAAGCUGGAGUAUUUAGUAUUACGUUUGAUAUGUCUGGCACUCGCAUGAUUACAACAGAAGCAGAUAAAACAAUUAAAGUUUAUAAAGAAGAUGAAACUGCUACCGAAGAGACACAUCCUGUAAAUUGGAGACCAGAUAUAAUAAAGCGAAGAAAAUAUUGAACAUUUUUAUACGUAAUAAAUAUUAUUAAUUUUAAAUUUCUUCUAAGUUAUAAUUUAUAAUAAAAAACAGAACAUGGCAAAACA
This is a messenger RNA of Frieseomelitta varia, 1597 nucleotides long. RefSeq names its product pleiotropic regulator 1 (gene Tango4). Lineage: Eukaryota; Metazoa; Arthropoda; Insecta; Hymenoptera; Apidae. Gene Ontology annotation, cellular component: precatalytic spliceosome; Prp19 complex; catalytic step 2 spliceosome. Bases 140 to 1513 code for a protein of 457 amino acids. The transcript has 10 exons. Gene Ontology annotation, biological process: mRNA splicing, via spliceosome. Gene Ontology annotation, molecular function: protein binding. The record is from RefSeq and is a predicted model, not a curated record.